GUUAAUUUCAUAUCUCUCUGCUUUUCAGGCCAUGCCUUUGUUCAAAGUGGCUGUGGUGCCCAACAGGAGUAGGAAGAUUACCUGUUGUGCUGGAUCUAUCAGGGAGCUGAUUGAGAAGUCCCUGUCUGCACUCUCUGCUGCUGUAGAUGCUGAUUCUUAUGAAGCCUAUGAUGAUUCUGAUUGCUUGAUAGCAGAUGACGAAUGCUUGAUUGCUUUGGCAGAGGACAGGCGGGCGGCAAGAAGUGGGCUGCAGGAGGUCACCUUGGUUCCUCAUGGUCAGGCAUGGCCUGGUUCUGGCUCCUCAGGUCCUGAUAAAGAUGUUAACCGACCAGCUUCAUCAUCGGUUCCUACCAUUACCGUCUCUUCUGAGGAUGUUGCUUUAUUGAGGAAAGCUGUCGAAUCCCCUCCUCAUCUUAGAACUAGAGCUUUGCUUAGAGCCAAACGCAAAGUAGUGCAACACCUAGUGGACAAGUUAAAGGCUUCUCCUCCUGCACCUGGUGACAUUCGCAAGAUUUGUGAACGAGUUAAAGUUGCAUGCCCCAAUGCCUUUGUCUUGGCGAUUAGAGAGAACGAGGUGGGAGACUCAUUCUUGCCAUUCGUCAAGAGUGUCUACAAUUCAUUGGGGUACGCACUUUGUUGCGAUGGAUCCAAGGCUAGAAGAAGGAGACGCAGAGCUCAGACAGAUGAGGAAGAUGCGGAUGACCCUGCCUUGCAAACUGUGGUUCUCCAUUGCACUGACAGCAACGGAUGUGCAGAGGGUAUGUGGGGGCCCUCUUUUUCACCGGAAGAGAAGGAACAGUUUGCAAGCAUUCAACAGAGCCUUUUGACUGAUUACUCAGCUGCACAGUUUGGACCCUUGGACUCAGGUGUUGUCGAUUUAGUGAAAGAGUGCUUCCCUCUGACACGUUCCGAUAUCAAUGACGCUAGAACAGCCGCUGAUUGGAAGAAAGUGUUCACAUCCUGGCCGGUACUGCAGCAUUAUGAACCUUUCUUAGCCCAUGCUAACUUGUUGAUGGGCAAAGUCUGUGAAGAAGUGUGGGCUGACAGUUUUGCUGACCCUCUGCCUUUAGUCAAAUUCAUGACUGACUACUGCUCUCCUGUGGAUGGAAAGCCGUGUGCAACAGAACGGCUCACCUCCAUGAAUCUUUUCUUGAAGAAAAGUGCUGAGGCAGUUGAGCAGAGGGAGAAUAAUGGUCCUAUGAAAGAUGUAGCUUUUCCUUUCUUGGUUUACUACUUCAGGGAGAAAAUGGAUCUUCUCUUCCUCCUUGUUGAUGUAAGAACUUGACCAGCACUUUACUUAAGGUGAUAUGUUUUUAAGUUUGUGCUAACUGUUUCUUCUCAAUUCUGUUUAGGCUCACGCAACUAUUGUGGAAGUGAAGGAGAAAGUGGAGGCAGUCACGCAGAGCCCAGUUCUUGUG
Messenger RNA from Thrips palmi, 1418 nucleotides. RefSeq lists its product as uncharacterized. The record is from RefSeq and is a predicted model, not a curated record. NCBI's taxonomy places the organism in Eukaryota, Metazoa, Arthropoda, Insecta, Thysanoptera, Thripidae. The transcript is spliced from 4 exons. The coding region runs from base 32 to 1285 and encodes 417 amino acids.